Molecule: messenger RNA, 1416 nt
Organism: Blepharisma stoltei
Lineage: Eukaryota; Ciliophora; Heterotrichea; Heterotrichida; Blepharismidae
Source: the annotation of a GenBank genome assembly
AUGCAAGCUACCUCUAGCAUCCCUAGACCGCCACGCCCGAGACGCUCACGAAUAAAAAUUCCUCCAAACCUUGCAAACCGAGAAAGAACUUUAUCAGACAACACAGAAAGAACGAACCCAGAGCAGCCAAGAACCAAAAAUCCAAGCCUGCCUCCUACUUCCAAUAAUCUUUCACUUAAUAACUCACAAUAUCCAGACGAAAGAACAAUGGUCAAUCUCCAGCACGCUUUACUUAUUGAAGAAAAGCUAUGAGGACUCCUAGAAAAGCUCAGACAUGGAAUUGCUGAAAAAUCCUUAUGUGAAGAUUACUGGGCAUUUAGUGAAGAAAGUCCUUUGCCGAUCCUCGAAAGACUCUUUAGUGAAGAAAGGACACGAAAAGUAAUCAGACAAGCCUGUAUCAUUGAGCUCUCAGUAGUCUGCUUUGCAGGAUUCUGCUUCGGAGGUGAUAUGCCUCCAGACUUAAUCCAGCAGUUUCGGAAUUUAUUCUUCUAUGUCCAUCAGAACUAUCUCAGUUGCAUGAAACUUAUGCUAUUUCGAUGCAAUGGAGAUUCUCUGAACAAUACUUGGGUUCAGUCUGUAAAUAGAGUCAUAAAAGAGAAGCAGGUCGAAAUCGCCAGCAAAGGUGGCCAGAGUGGGUUCAUGAAGCAGCACAACAGCAUCAUGUGCAAAAUUUUGGAAGCAAUAGGCUCCGUGGUAAGAGGGCCAAUACAGAGCACCUUGUUUUCAAUCAUGUAUAACUUGGAUAGCAUCACAUAUGUAAGGGCAAGGUGACUGCUAGAAAACGCGAUGGCAAGUAUGCCAAUCAUUAUGCCGAUCUCUGACCUUGCCCCACCUAUGCUGCCUCCAGCACCUUAUCUUCCAGCGAUCCAAAACAGAUCUUACUCUUUAGUGGUUGAUUUAGACGAAACUUUGGUGCAUUAUUUUGAAGCUGGGGCUGACAGCAAGUUGCUUGUGAGGCCAGGAUGUGCCACAUUUUUGAAUGAGCUGAAGAAAUACUAUGAAAUCACUAUUUUUACAGCUGCUUUGCAAGACUACGCAGACUGAGCAAUAGAUAGUAUUGAUACAGAGAACGCUAUAUCAUACAGACUUUAUAGACAUCACACAAUAUCUCUUGGGCCGAUCUUUAUGAAAGAUUUAUCCAGACUGGGAAGAGACCUGAGCAAAGCUAUCAUAAUUGAUAACGUUACAGACAAUUUUAGGCUGCAGCCUGAAAACGGGCUAACUAUGAAAAGCUGAUUUGAAGAUAUCAAUGAUACUUGCCUUCUAGAAAUUAUACCCCUUUUGAAAGAAAUUGUAAUAAAAGAAGUCCCCGAUGUAAGAAUAGCUUUGAGGAACUAUCGGGACCAGGUGCUUCGACAAAUAAUCAAAGGAAUCCCAAAUCCUCAUUUAAAUUUAAUCACGUCAGUUAAAUCUUAA